AUGAAAAAGAGCUCAUACGUCGUUGCCAGUGUGAUUAUCUGUGGUGCUUGCCGCUUCUCAGUUAGUUGGGGACUUCGUUGCUGGGCCCGACUAAGAGCCGGCGGAAGCUGUGCCCUGAGCAGCAAGCGUUUUCGGGAUACCGCGGAGGAAGCCAGCACCCGCGACCUCGUCCGAGGCUCCGGAUGCCCGAUGGUGGUCGCCGGUGCCGUUUGUUGCCUCCACUCGUCACAACGCAGUCUCCAGACUCAAAUGGCGGUGUGUUUCUGUUGCUGUAGAAUGGCAAAAAUGACCCACCGGCUACUCGGAUGCAAGACUACAAAAAGUGAUCCAAGCAUUGAGAGUGGACAGGUGGAGGCCUCGCGAUGCUUCCCAGUCAAAGGUGGAGUGAGAACAAGAUGA
Protopolystoma xenopodis is the source of this 399-nucleotide messenger RNA. Lineage: Eukaryota; Metazoa; Platyhelminthes; Monogenea; Polystomatidea; Polystomatidae. The record is from the annotation of a GenBank genome assembly.